UAACUUCCGGUGUAGCGGUUAGCCUCCUGCUAGCAGCUGUGCUGUGUCCGGGUUCUGCUGCGGUUCUGUUGCGGUUCUGCGCAGCAACAAUGUGUUCCGUUGAGCCUCUGAGGGAGUUUAUCAGAGAGAGACUAACUGCUGCUGCUGAAGAAAUCUUCACCCAGCUGGAAAAAACCAUCGUCCGGUACGAGGAGGAGAUCGACCGGCAGCGGAGGCUGCUGGACCUCAGCUGGACCCGAACCGAGCAGAACCCCGCAGAACUCCAGCAUCAUUUCUCCAGCGAGGAGCUUCCUGCCGAUCGGGACAGCAGUACUAGUCCGGACCGGGACGCACCAGAACCGGCGCCUGACGACAUCUGCUCCAGGCAGGACGGAGCGCUGGUGCUGAAGCAGGAGACCGAGGCCAUCAUGGUGACUGUGGACUACGAUGACGAACCUGAACCAAGCAGCUACCAGCUUCUCUACCAGAACCGCCCAGAGACCCAGAAACGGAACCAGGAGGCGCUGAAGCCAAAGAAAAUCAGAGCUCCCAGCGACAGACCGGACCUUCUGCCGCAGAACACAGAUGGGAAUCUGUAUCCCUGUCCCAUUUGUGGGAAAUGUUUUGCUAAGAACAGUUACUUGACCAAACACAAGAGGAUCCACACCAGUGAGAAACCGUUUGUCUGCGAUCAGUGCGGGAAGGCCUUCAGCAACACCAGCUACCUGGCCAAUCACAAGAAGACUCACAGUGGCAUGAAACCGUUCGCCUGUCUCAUCUGUGGGAAAGUUUUCACCCAGCAGAUUCAUGUCACCGACCACAUGAGGAUUCACACUGGAGAGAAGCCCUUCCCCUGUGCCACCUGUGGGAAACACUUCAGGCAGAAGAGCAGCUUGAACAAACACCUGAGAACUCAGCACCAGAAGCUGGAGGCAUGAUCGGGUUCUGAGCUGCUGGCUGGUACUGCCCCCUAAAGGCCUGGGGGCGUCAGACUGCAGAGGAGCAUCAACAACUUUCCUGCUUUUAACUCUACUUCCUGUUCUUUAGCCUCUCUGAGGAACACCGUGUGUCCCUCCAGCUGGGAGUGGAAGAUAUUAAUAUAGAUGUUAAUCUCUGUGUAAAGUUGGAGAUUCUAACAUUUACUAAAAAGACUGAAUUUUGAAAAUAAUAGUGGGAAUUCUGAGAAAAAAGUCUGAAGUUUGAGAAAGUUGGAAUUCUCCCCCAAAAAAUAUUGGUGUUCUGGAAAAAAUGUCGAUUCUGACUUUUUUAGAAAGAAGGAUGAAUUCUUAAAAAAAAAAAAAAAAAGCAAAAAUGAAUUUAAUUUUAAAAGGUGAAAAAAGCAGAAAUUUGGCAAAAAGGCAGAAAUUCUUUUUGAAAAAAAUACUGAAAUAAAAGUUUAUAUUCUUAAGUCAGAAUUCUGAGGAAAAAGAUCAAAAUGCUGAAAAACUGCAGAAUUCUUAACAGAAAAGCUAAAAAAUCUGAACUGGUUGUUUUAGUGUGAAAUGAUGAAGUGGAGCCUCUGAUGAACAGAGUCGCUUUAAAACCUGCUGCAGGUGGAUCUGCGACUGACUGCAGUCACUCUGUCCUUGGUUUUGAUAUAUUUGUAUAUUUUUCAGUGUAACAGCAGCUUGGUGACGGCGUGGACUGUAAAUGCUCGAGUUUUGUCUGGAUCACUGUCGAUGUGCCGAGUCAUGCAGUUCUUCUGUUGUGUUUUGUUUUUUCCGACUGUAAAACUGAAGAAUGUUCUGCAGUAGCAGAAAUAUUUCUGAAUACUUGGUAUUAAAGGUCUGAUCUUGGAUUCAAGCUCCAUGUUUCACAUCACAAAACAAGAAUUAUUUAUGUCACCAACUGAGUAAAGACCAGAAUCAUUCACAGCCCAGGGAGAUUUAGGUUUAAACGUAUUUUAAUUUUCAGCCAGAAAACAGAAAUUAUGAGCAGGAAUUCAAACGAAAAGCUUUUAUAUUUGUAUUUAAUAGCUAAGGGAACUGUUCAACUGAAAUAAGGGUUAUAUUUCAGAGAAUAAACAUAUUUUUUAAAAUGGAUUUUAAAUGUUAUUUAAAGCGGGUUUCUGAGUUCCACUCCGGGCCAGAAGGUGGCAGUAUUCAUGUUUAAACUGGAGAGCCGGUGUUUCCCCAUCAGCUCUGGUUCCCCCUGCGUCUCUUCGCCACUCAGCCGCUUGUCCUGAGAACGUAUGUAUGUAUCUCAAUCUGCCUGUUUAAGCUCAACAUCAGAUUCUGCUGCCAUCAGAUUCUGCUGCCCCAAUUUAACAGGGAACAAAAUCUGAUGGGUGAAUUAUGGCCACCAGACACUGUUUAUGCACAUAUUCAUAAAACAUAAAGAAUUACUUAAACAAGCCUUUCUUACAGAAAGAGAACGAAGGGAAAAAUGUAUUUUAAACGGAUUUUC
Poeciliopsis prolifica (blackstripe livebearer) is the source of this 2385-nucleotide messenger RNA. Its product is annotated as zinc finger protein 570-like. Gene Ontology annotation, biological process: regulation of transcription by RNA polymerase II. The transcript has 2 exons. The record is from RefSeq and is a predicted model, not a curated record. Gene Ontology annotation, molecular function: RNA polymerase II cis-regulatory region sequence-specific DNA binding; DNA-binding transcription factor activity, RNA polymerase II-specific. Lineage: Eukaryota; Metazoa; Chordata; Actinopteri; Cyprinodontiformes; Poeciliidae. Bases 90 to 917 code for a protein of 275 amino acids.